AUGCAGGAGAACUAUGAGAAUGUGACCUUGCUGGCAGGUGAUGGGGUGGUGAGGGAGAACGAGGAGCAGAAUCCUCACCAGGAAGCUGCUGAGCUAGUAGAACCGCAUGGGGCAUUACUGCGAAGAUCCAAAGGGAAUGUGUCCAGGCACCAUGAGCCGGGAAAAGCUGGUGAAAGUUACCACAGACCAGAGAGAGAGCAGGGAAACCACUCAGAGGAGAGAGUGGAUGAACCCAUGAAUUGUCAGGAAACUCAAAAGGACCUCAAGGAAAGUACAUCCCAGGAGAAAAUCCUCAGGGAAAAGAGAGAGAAUACAUGCAGUGAAUGUGGAAAAAACUUCAAUUACCGCUCAGCCCUUAUUCGACAUGAGAUAAUCCAUACGAAAGAGAGACCGUAUGAAUGCUGUGAGUGUGACAAAAGCUUCAAUCAUACCUCAGCCCUUAUUAGACAUCAGCGAAUACACAGAGGAGAGAAACCCUAUGAAUGCUGUGAGUGCGGGAAAAGCUUCACUCAGAGCUCAGACCUUUCUACCCAUCAGAGAAUCCAUACGGGGGAGAGACCCUAUGAAUGCGGUGAGUGCAGGAAAAGCUUCAAUUACCGCUCAGCCCUUCUUUCUCAUCAGAGAAUCCACACAGGAGAGCGACCCUACGAAUGCUGCGAGUGCGGGAAAAGCUUCACUCAGAGAUCAGCCCUUAUCUCUCAUCAGAGAAUCCACACGGGAGAGCGACCCUAUGAAUGCUGCGAGUGUGGGAAAAGCUUCACUCGAAGCUCAAACCUUACUACGCAUCAGAGGAUCCACACAGGAGAGAGACCCUAUGAAUGCAGUGAGUGCGGGAAAAGUUUCACUGACAUCUCCUCCCUUAUCUCUCAUCAGAGAGUCCACACAGGAGAGAAACCCUUUGAAUGCUCUGAGUGUGGGAAAAGCUUCUCUCAGAGCUCAACCCUUAUUACACAUCACAGAAUCCACACAGGACAGAGACCCUAUGAAUGCUGUGAGUGUGGGAAAAGCUUCACUCAGAGCUCAGCCCUUUCUGAACAUCAGAGAAUCCACACAGGGGAGAGGCCCUAUGAAUGCCGUGAGUGUGGAAAAUGCUUCACUCAAAGAGCAGCCCUUUCUCAACAUGAGAGAAUCCACACAGGGGAGAGGUCCUAUGAAUGCAUGGUGGCUGAGCUGGAGGUCAGCAAGGAGAAGAAAAAGAAGCUCUCCUUCAAGCUGGAGUCAGAAGGGUGA
Messenger RNA from Emys orbicularis (European pond turtle), 1230 nucleotides. RefSeq names its product zinc finger protein 501-like. The record is from RefSeq and is a predicted model, not a curated record. The transcript is spliced from 5 exons. Gene Ontology annotation, biological process: regulation of gene expression. Gene Ontology annotation, cellular component: nucleus. NCBI's taxonomy places the organism in Eukaryota, Metazoa, Chordata, Testudines, Emydidae. Bases 1 to 1230 code for a protein of 409 amino acids.